Molecule: messenger RNA, 1177 nt
Organism: Lycium ferocissimum
Lineage: Eukaryota; Viridiplantae; Streptophyta; Magnoliopsida; Solanales; Solanaceae
Product: auxin-responsive protein IAA1-like
Exons: 4
Coding region: 165-779 (204 amino acids)
Biological process (GO): regulation of DNA-templated transcription
Cellular component (GO): nucleus
Molecular function (GO): protein binding
Source: RefSeq, a predicted model, not a curated record
GUACCGCACAUCUGUGUAGACGUGUUAAGAGGAGAAUGGUCUAAUUAAUUAAUGAUAGCCUUCUUCCACAUUAAUCCAAAGCUUAUACAAUAGCCAAACAUCACGCCCAACACCUUUCUUAGCCCAUUCUUCCCUUUCACAAAAUACGUACAUACAGUAUUAAGAUGAAAUUUGAUACCUCCAGCCUGAGUCUCGAGGAAACUGAGCUCACACUGGGCUUAUCAAGAAAGCAAAUAUGUGGUAUAAAACGUGGAUUCUCACUGCCCGACGAAGCUAUUGAGUUGAGCCUCGGUACCUUUACUGCAAGAAAUCCUCAUGAUAAAAGCUAUGAAGAUGAAAUCUCCAGUGGAACCAAACAUUCCGCACAGACACAAGUAGUUGGAUGGCCACCAGUGAGAUCACAGAGGAUCAAGGUAGCAAAGAAGUACGUGAAGGUGGCAGUAGAUGGAGCUCCCUACUUGAGAAAAGUUGACUUGGAAAUGUACACAAGCUAUGACCAGCUGCUAAAUGCUCUGCCAAAAUUGUUUACUUGCCUAACUAUUUGUAACUUUCUAAAUGAGAGGAAGCUUAUAGUCCCUACAAUUAAUGGUGUGGAAUUGUUGCCAACUUAUGAAGACAAAGAUGGGGACUGGAUGCUACUUGGAGACGUUCCCUGGAAAAUGUUUGUUGAAUCUUGCAAGAGGCUUAGGUUGAUGAAGAGCUCGGAGGUCACCGGAUUUGGUACGUACAUUUUAGCUGCCUUCUCAAUUUGUUACUCAUGCUUAGAGUUGUUAAAUUAGCUUAUAAAUAAAUUUCGUAUACCAUACUUUACUAAAUUGACUAAUUACUUUUGAUAAUGGUGUAUAUAUGCAGCUCAAAGCACAAGCUUAUUACUGUUGAAAUGCUGAUUAAUUAAAGAAGUACUCAUAUUGGCCUGCAUGUACAUAUAUAGGCUCUUAUUUUGCCUUCUUUUACUACUAUUUCUGUAUCUGCACCUAGUUAGGGGACUUUUUCUACUCUUUAUUUUAUGCAUCUCAUUGUAUAGUAGCUAGCUAGCUAGCUAUGCUUUCUUGGGACACUUAUAGAUCGUGUCACAAAAUAAGAUCAUAUAAAAGAUUUUGCGAUGGUAUGGUGUUAUAAGAUAAAGCAUAGAGAUAAACAUAGCGCGUUUUAAUAAAGGAAUAAUUAUUUCGCAUAA